This is a messenger RNA of Porites lobata, 22961 nucleotides long. The record is from the annotation of a GenBank genome assembly. NCBI's taxonomy places the organism in Eukaryota, Metazoa, Cnidaria, Anthozoa, Scleractinia, Poritidae.
CAGUUUGAGAAACAAAGAUGGCGGAAGAGGCGAAAACACUACAAUGCAUUUCCGGAUAACAUGCUUCAUGGAUGGUGUGAGUCUUUUGAGAAUCAACUCAAAUCUUGAGAUAUGAAGCAGGCAGUCGAAUUUGAGGAGUGUCUUAAGGAUUCUCCCCGUUUUAGGUAAGAAAUGCGUUGUCAUGUUGGGAUUGUGUGACCCGACUGAGAGAUUUCUAGUAUGGGAGCGAGGAGUUCGUAGCCAAGGUUUUAACUUUAAAAAAUUUUUCUACCUUGUUUUAACGCGGUAUAGCGUCGGUCAGUGAAAUAAUUGUUUCUAUUAGUUAACCUGUAGACUAACUCCAGGGUGUGAAAUUUGAAGAAAACGAAAGCCCGAAAUCUGAUACCACGAAAAUGUCAUUUACUCGAACAUUUGUAAAUUUUCUUGAUUAUUCUCAAAGUUGGUGUUCAAAGGCCUCUUUCAUUGAAUGCUAAAUUAUUUUGUGAUAUAUUUAACUUCUAUUGAAGUGCUUAUUUUAUUAUUUUCUCAUACAAACAAGAGUACAAGCAUGUUUGGUCGAAAAGUUGCAGAGAUUUGAAAGCACGUAGAUGUAGCAUUCAAAUUUUGCGCACCCAGAGCAAAGGUUGAAAAUUUUAAAGCUUACUUCUAAAAGCCAAAUCUGAUCACUUGCUUAGCGCGUCGGGCUUGGAUUAAAUAGAUUUAAAAGUCAUACGAUUUUGCAAAUAAAACACCUCAAACAGUGUUACGCUGUUUGAAACAUUCUAUUUUGUCUGCUAACAAUAAGUUAAGCUUACAAAUAUAAUCCAGCUGCGAGGUUCUUGACUGUGUUAAACAUGUGAGUCAUUGAGAUUUGCUCUGCGACAGCUUUUAAGUUUCUCCUCACUUCUAAUAAACGCUUUUGGUUUAUUUUGUAUCCUCAGUUGAACAACUUUCAAAAUUUGAAUUUCUUUUUUCCUUUAUUUUUUUAGCAUUAAUACAAGAUGCUUGUUAGUUUCAGUGUACUAAGCAUUUUAUCAAUUAUUUAUUAGUAAUAUUGUCUCUUCAUAAUUACAGUGGAUAAAAGCCAUUGGCUUCAUUAUUUUCAAUAAAAAAUAAAACAUCGUUUUUAUUUUUGUCUUUGACAUAUAACUUCCAAGUGCAUACCAUAUAUGAUUUUGUCAAGAUUUGCAUACAAACCACUUCAUAAGAAUGAUAGUAAUAAUGAAUGUCACAUUGUUGCUAAGACAUUCUGUUGCUUAACACCACCAGUCUGCUUCAAUGAGGAAGCAUAUGCAAAUUAACAUGAUUUAUAUUAAACUUAUUUAAAUUUUUGUUUUGUUGAGACUUUGCCCCCCAUUUCUGGCAUUUUAUAAACUACAACAUGACCACCUUAAAAUAUCAAAAGUGUCAGCACACCUCCCUAGAAGCGAACUGAUCUUAUUAGAGAUCUAGGGGAGGUUCAGCGGUUUUGUCAAAUGUCCUUAAUCUCAAACCUCCAACAAACCUUAGCAGUUUCAACACAGCAGAUGUUUUUUCACAUGAAGCGAAAUACAAUAAUUCAGGCGAGGUCAAACACGUGGCAAUAGGGACUUAAAGAUCCAAUGACCCAGACGGUAACAAGAACUUGAAAAAAACAAUAGGUUUUAUAAGCAAAACAACAACUUUGCAUAUGUAUCACACUUAGUUGUACAUUUCUUUGCCUGUUUUUGCACAACUAUGACGAGAAAAUGCCUAAUUUUGCAUUUUAUGGAGUACUUAAACAAGCAACAACAAAAUUUAUGUCUCUUUCUGAACCCGAAUGUGGUCCCUUGGAAUUCAACUUCAGGAGGGUUUGCCUGCAUUUGAAAAAGUAAGUGGGUAGGAAUAAUUUGCGAUAAAGACUGAAAUAACGCUUUUUAGGCGAUGUUCUCGGAGGGGUAGCGUUGUUGGAUCUUAAAGUCCCUAAUGUUGGGCAGCAGUCUCCAUCAAUAAGCAUAUCUGGGUUGGUCUACGGGCUGUAGGGCUCUUGGAAUUUUAAAAUGCUGUUGCUGAGGCCAUUCAUUUCACUAAAGUUGCCUUGGCCUGCAGUCCUUUUUAGCUAUUUUUGCUCCCAGCCCUCCCUCUGGUUAUGUUUUGGUAACUAACUCCACUGAGGUUUUCAGUGUGACGGAACCCGACCUGCUUGUUGCUCAGAGGGUCAUCAUGGUUACCUUCUGCUCUUGCUUGUGACCCCUUCAGUUUGUCCAGGCAGCUUUCCCACCUCCAUCAACUGGAGAUGUUGUCAAACUUUCACUCACAGUUGUACAGCAUAUAUUAUUGUGCAGUCAACUCUUGCCUUAUGGACACCUCGCUAUAACGAACACCCCACUAGAACAGACAGCAGCUAAAUCCCCGGCAAAAACAAAUUACAGACGUGUGACUGAAGUAAACUCUCGCUAAUGAGGAUACUAACUCAAGGUCUCUACGGUGUCCGCUAUAAAGGGAGUUGACUGUAGUCCAAUUACCGGGUAGAAUAGAGUACUGUGUUGACCAGUUAUGACUUCCAAGACUUCCCUGUUCUCUCUAUAAACCUUUUAAUCCUUCCUUCUGGUUCAUAUAUUAAUCUGUACAUGUACUGAUACAAAGACAAACAUAUAUACAUGUAGUUAUAGUGGAUCUACAUGAUCCUAUAAACUUUACACCAAGAAGCCAUCUUCAGUCAUUCUGUUGAGAGUUACUGGUAUUUUGUCAUUGUUUGCAAUCAUCCAUGUAACUUGUGCCACGUUCAUUAAUUUUUAUAGGUUACAGGUUGAUCAAAAUGAACAUGACAUAAAUGUUUUAGAGGGAGCUUUGGAAAAGGUGAGCUCUUUGAAGACAUAAUAUUUUCAUGGUUUACAGAGAAUUUACACAAAAAAAUCUAACUAUGACUCUUAAGAUUUGAAUCGUACUUGGGAGUCAUUUUGACUGUGGUACAUUUUCCUCCAGCCAAUUCUUUUUAUACCUUUAUCUUGGCUUUCACUUUAAUUUCAAUUUGCUGGCCAGGGUACAUUAAUACAACAAGUAGGAAGGGGAUAAAGUAGCUAAGGAGUUUUUAAUUUUAAUGAAUUUUUUUUAUGAAAGUAGCUUGGGGUCUCCUUCAUAUGUAGUAACUACAGGGCUCGAAAAGUUCCACCAGUAGUCUGGGGCAAGUAUAUUUUCUUGCUGGGCAGGUAACUUUUAAACUUACUUGCCACUGGGCCUCUAACAAAAGUUUUAACUUAAGGCAAGAAGUGGUUCUGGCCAAGCACAAUGUAAGAGCUGCUAGCUUAGACUAUUAAAGGACAAGCUAUAAUUCAAGUUUUUUCCGAGCCUUGAUACCCGGGGAAAAUUCCCAUUCCCUGGCCUCUAAGGACAGCCUUGUAUUAUCUUAAUGGAGGGACACAAAAUGGUGUUUUACACGUUAAUACUAGGCAUAAUUUAUUUAUACUGUAAGCAACACUAAAGUUUCACUUUCUAAGGCUAUUUUCAUGAUGUAAAAUUAACAUUGUUUUUGCUCUGAGUUAUAUUAACCUUGAUCUACUCACCUUUGCAUUUUCUUUUCAGCUUAUAAAACUUUGCAAUGGAAUGGUUGAGACAGGAAAACUGUUUAAUACAUCCACCAGGUCAGUCAGAGCUGCACUAUGUACUGUACAGAAGGUUAAAAAAAACUGUAAAUUAUAGCAAGGGUAGCUUAAUUAAGGGUUGUUGUAUGCAUCUCUUUCAUUUUUUGAUCUUUAUUUUUCAGUGGAUUGGUUGGUGGUAUUGACAGUCUAACAAAAUACUUUGAAGGAGAUGAUCUUGUCUCCUCUACUCUUCAAAAGUUCUCGUGGGCAUUAUCAGAGCUCCGAACAUACCUGACAGUAAGUGAGAAUUGAAUGCUGCAUUGUAGCAGUAAUUCCCCGCUCCAGGAACUAUGAAGGGAAUGGGUACAAGCUUUCAGUGCAAUGAUUUCUGGGAUUGUUUGGGUGGACAAGUGUUACUUAUGAUGGGUGGAUGGUAUUCAAGGCAACCAUUAACCAGUUAUACUGGUAAGUAAUCUUUGUCCACCCAAAUGAUCCCAGAACUUGCUGUGCCGAAAGCUUGUACCCAAUCUCCUUACAGUUUCUGGAGUGGGGAAUUCCUUGUGUUGUUAAGUUCACAGAGAGAAUGUGAGGCCACUAUUUUGCAAGGGAAAUGAUAAUAUUACUAUUAUAAAGAAUAAAAAACCUAGAAACUAAUUCAUUUCUAAAAAAGAAAGUUUCUGAUAUUUGGGACAAUAGCAGUAUGGAAUUAGACACUUUUUUUAGCAUAAUUACCUAGCAUACUAGAUAAUUAUUCAUUGUUUUUUCUGCUGGUAGAUUCUUUUGGAGCAAGCGCAGAGGUCUAUAUCCACAACUCUUCAAACUUUUAUAAAACAGUAAGUUACUACACAGUUGAUCUAUUCUCUAAAGUAGUGAUUUGUGCACACAGCAUAUCCAAUGCACAUUGGGCACCCUUUGAAGGUGCAUGGUUCCUAUUUGCACAAGUUGUCCAGAGCUCCAUGUGGGAGGUGUGGCAUGAAUCUGCCAGAAAAUUAGUUUUUCGAUUUUCAUGUCCAGACCUCAUUCCCUUCCUUGACAACUUAUGUGUAGUUAUGUACACGUACCUGCAUGCAUGUACAAGUAUGACUUUUCUCUGGAUAUACCUACAGGAGCUCCAUCGUCCCUUCAUAUCCCCACUGUAGUGGUCCCUAGUAAAAACAAAAGUGAAGACUCAAGCUGUAAUCACUUUUUGACAAUCAUAGUACAAUAAAUUUUACUGGCAACGCAGUAAGUUAGGAUUUUGAACUGAUGCCUUAAUUAAAUUUUUUAAAAGUUGAUUUAAAUAUUUUUUUGUUUGUCACAGAGAAGUAAAGAAGGUGAAAGAGACCAAAAAACUGUUUGACAGAAUCAGUGAUGACCGCGAUAAGUGAGUAUUAUGCAAUAAUAUUCUGUUACAAGAUAAAAGCAAUAAAUUUGUAGUAAUUUUGUUUUUUGGCUGCUCUGCAUUGUUUUCUCUUUCUUUUUUUUUCAGUGCUUUGAGCAAAAAUGCCCAACUUCAGCGCAAUUGUAGGCCAUCAGAGGCUGAAGAGGUACAGUAGAAAUGAAAAAAGGUCUUUUGAGGUCUUUAAAGUCAUCAAUAGAGAUGAGCAUGUUGGAGGUGCCUGUGAGGCUAUCAGAGCCCUUACUGCAGCAGAGUACAAUACAUGUAACCUUAACAACCAGUAACAGUGGCAUCCACCCAGGCACUGUCACUCUUAAACCAGUGUAACCUAACAUACUUACCGUAGGGGGAAGGUUAGGGAGCAGAAAAAUACUGCAAGCACUAGCCACAACAGGCAAUGGCACUUGAAUGUAGUGGCCUUACCUCAAGAAAAUGGCCGUAAUGAGCCCCCUGUGAUGCAAUUAGGACACCCACACACAUCUCCAACAAGAGACAGAUGGCCUGCCAUUGUCUUGAGGUUAACUACACCUAAAGUUCAUUUAUCCACAUUGAGCUGGGGUGUACAUGUAGUUGGCGGAUGGAGUUCUGAAAUGUGAAAGGCUGUGUUAGAAACAAGUCCUAAGCAACUUCUGAUAUAAUGUAAAACAUCUUAACAGGCAGCCAGCUGGUUUUGUCUCUCUUGUAAUAAUUUAGCAUCAUUGGUUUAUUUGGCAGGCAAAGAAUAUCGUGACUGCAAUGCAUUCCUGUUUCAAUCAUACAGCUUUGGAUUAUGCCUUUCAGGUUUGAUAUUAAGCAAAAUUUUUGUUGUUUCAUCCUUACAUUCUAGUUUUUAUUUUUCUUUUGUUUUAUACUUAAUGAUUCACACAGGUAAUCCAAAGACUAAAAGGUAAAAUUUGAACCACAACAUUCCCACCUGGUGGAUCUAAAUGAAAUUUACACAGAAGAGGGGCACUAAAAUUAUUGAAAUAGGGAUGCUUAUUGGAAUAAAAUUCAGGAAAUAAAAUAAUUACUCAUGAUCAUGAAUUCAUACUGAGGGUUAAGAGACAAAGGGCUCUUUCCAUUUGUCAGAACUGACUGGCCAGACUAUAACCAUCGUAAUCAGAAUUUCACUUUUAAUCAAGACUAUCCAGCCGGAUCAGUCAAAUCCUAAAUAGCAAGCAUGAAGGACAAUGUUUUUAAGCCAAAACUCUUGGAAAAAGCCUAUUUCAUUGUCAAAACGACUGGUUUGUCCAUAGUCCAGCUGGUCAUGCAGUUCUGACUUUUGUAAAGUGCCCUAAGAAUCAAACAAGGUUGAAACUACUGUAACACCAAUUUCAUUUUGACCUACAACUUGUUCACCUGGACAUGCACCAGUGAUUAAAUAACAUUUCUUUUGUGUUUUAUUUAAUGUACCUUGCAGAUAAAUAUUUUGCAGUCAAGGAGAAGAAUUGAUGUCCUGGACAAUGUAAGUGAUAAUGUACUUUAGCAACAAGUUGUUAUUAAAUCAUUAAUCAAGGAGAACAUGAACCAACGUGGCAUGACCAUUAUUACAAUAAUGCUUUGGACUCCAAUCACUUCCUGAAAAACAGUGCUAUUACAGAAACUGGAAGUUUUCCAGACUUGGGCAAUCAGCUUGAGGAUUUAUCUAGCAAUGGCACAGAGGUGAAAAUCAGGUAGACAGAAAUCAGCUGAGGUGGAUAUGACAAUGUUGGGUGAAAACAUGCAGGAAGUGCCCUGCUGAUAGUAUCUCUACAUUUAAAAGAAAUUUUAAUGGGGUAAUGAAAUCAGAGAGAAGAAAAGCCGAAAGGUAACUGGAAAACUGCAAGAGUAGCAGCCAGGGGCUUAAACCUGGAGGCAGAAUGUUAUGGCCUUACACAUACCUACUGUUAUAAUGAGCAAGGACAAUGACCAAUAAUUACCAUUACUUUCUUUUUUUUUCAGAUUUUAAAUUUCAUGCAUGCUCAGUCAACUUAUUUUCAUCAGGGAUACGAUCUGAUGAAUGAUUUAGAUGUGUACAUGAAAAAAGUGUCCAAACAGGUAAGUGAAAAAACACAAGAAAGUAUUGUACCCUGUACCUCAACUGGCAAGUUCUUUUUACAGAUGAUCUAAUUACAGAUGACACUUGGUGACUGAGAGAGAGAGAGAUUGUUAGGUUAAUUAAUGGGCUGGUAUUAUAUUGUGUUUAACAGAGACUGCUCAAAGACAUCAUUAAGGAUCAAUAAUAAUGUUAUUCAAUUCUGGCAAGGCAGUUUGUCUGUUACAAAGCAACUGUAUAGUUGCCCGGUCGGAUCAGUUUGCUUUUCUAUAAACCCUGCAAGUAAAAAUUUGAUAGUGAACAUUGAUUAGACUCUAAGGGUUAAGCUUGCAUGCAAGACUAUCACAGAGAUUUGAAAAUAGUGAUUGCUGGUAGAGCUGGUCGCUUGUGGGAACUGGGAAGGGCUGCUUAAUAUGCAACAGCUUACAACUCCGGAACUUAAGGGGGAACAGAUAGAAUUGUACAACAAAUCCAGGUUUAAAACAAAAUGUCUCUGCCCAUUCUGAUUGAAUUGUCUUAUCUCUGUGGAAUGAAGAGACUGUGAGAUUACCUGCUUGCUUGAUUCAACUAGUGUGGACGGUGUUUGAAAGCUUUGCUUCCUGAUCCGUUAGAGAGACCAUACAGAACAUGUAUUGCAUUGACAAAUUAAAUACAUUGAGUGAUGGAAGACCAUUGUCUCUACCACUCUUAUCCAGCCCUCCUUCUCUUUUUUGUAUUAUAUUCUAACUUGAUUUCAUUUUUUUUUUUUAAAUAAUGCAGUUGGAAGAAAUGUCAACCCAGUUUACUGUUGACAAGAAAGAAAUGGAAGAAAGACACACUCUUGUCCAAAAAAUGGUAGGUUUAACCUGUACUUUGUGAGUGGCAAUAAAGAAGCAGUUAUGGAUGUUGAAUGUCAAAACUAUUAUAAUAGAUUAUUGUUGCAUUGAUCAUCCAUUUAUAAAUAGUGAGGUUUAGAAAAACAUUCAAGGGUAUAUUAUAAUGUAUUUUUUUGUAGUGAGGGGCCAAGUCUUGCAGCUUACAUUUUUGAAAGCUUACAUGGGUUGUACGACUCUCUGCAUUUGCGAAAGUCUGCAAAAAAGUAAUAAUUGCCUGGUAUGUAACUUAUCAUUUUUAUUUAUGUAGGAGGAGAGUGGAUCUUUAGGAAGAAGGACCCUUGAUGACCCAAGGUAUAAACAAUAUUCGCCACUUGAUCUGUUAAUAAAAAUGUUACAGUUUGCACUAUAUUAAAAUUUUACUAACACUAGAUAGGGGGGAUGGAUGCUUUUCCAUGUACCGGUAAUUCACACUACAUAAUUGAUAACAACCUUUAAUAAUGACCUUGAAUUUGUUGCCUUGUAUCUUGCAGUGGUUUGGUAAUGGAAGGCUACUUGUUUAAACGCAGUAGUAAUGCAUUCAGGAGCUGGCAUAGGUGAGAAAAAUAAUAUCAGUGUUAAAUGUAUGAACAUCUUAAAGCGUGUUUUCUUAAGAAUCCUAGAACUGGCUCAACUGCUUUGCAUUGAAACUGUUGAAUAGCUUUUUAAACCUUUUUUUGUAGGAGGUACUUUACUGUGCAAAAUAACCAGCUGAUGUACCAGAAACGAUUAAAGGUACUUAAAUUUUGAAUCUCAUCUUUAUUUAAAAUAUUAGUGUUCUUUGUAAUUAAAAUUUGUCUCCAAAAUUGUGACGAUGACGGUGAUGAUGAUUGUGAUGAUGAUGAUGAUAAUGAUGAUGAUAAUCAGGGGUUUCAAUACGUUUUUGCACAAGUGGGUACUUAAAAGUAACAGGCGGGUAGAUUUGCCGAAGGCCCGACUUUGACCCUAGGGGGGUUCAGGGGCAUUUUCCCCUGGAAAAUUUUGAAGUUCUAGACUCUCGCAGAUGCAUUUUCAGGUCUUUUUUUAUUGCUUUGUUGUUUCAUUUUUUUGCUCCUAAGUCAACUAAUUUAAACAAAUUUGAAGAGAAUUAUGUUACAAUGAAGUAGUCACAGUCAAAACGUAUUUUGCCAAAUUUUUUGGCAAGAAUUCGAAGCUGAGAUGAAAUUAUCUGGUCUUAGUUGACGUUCAUGUGAAGGCUCCAAGCGAGUAAUCGGCCUGUUGCAAGCGGGUAGAUCUACCCGCUACCCGGCUACUAUUGAAGCCCCUGUGAUAAUGGUGAUGAUGAUGAUGAUGAUGAUAAUGGUGAUGAUGAUGAUGAUGAUGAUGAUGAUGAUGAUGAUGAUAAUGGUGAUUACAGGGAUAUGCUAGUCAGCUCAGCUUACUCUGUCAUUUCUGUGAUCAAUUCAAUUCGACAUGAUACUACAAACUAAGAGUUCAGCAAAGAGAUGAUGUUAAAAGUUUAUGAAACCGAAUUACCCCUGAUACAUGUCCCCAUAAUAUUCAUACUUGAGUUCCCUCAGAAACCCUCUAUCGAUUAGAGGCUAAACAGACUUCCAGCCGGGGAGGGGAGGGGAGGGGUUUACUUCCUAGAAGUGCUAACAGGUACGUGCUGCUGGAUGGGGGUCGUAUUUUCACACUGAUUGACUUUUAUAUUUCUUUUAUUUAAGAGUUAUAGAAUGGGGUCGCGUUUUCAGGUUUUGGGGUGAAAAAAUUAGGUAUUAGAAAGAUUUACACCACAUUAAAUUUAACAAACAUGUCAGUUAAUUUAUGGAUGACCUGCUCAAAAGGUGUUAUAAGGUAGAUGCAUAAACAGACAGUCACUAAGUUGGGAUCACGUUUUUUCUAAAGUGACUAAGAUGGGGUCUAUAAUAUGGCCACUGUAAUGGGUAGGGGUUCUGAGAGGCUAGUGGUGGCAGAGAGACCCGACAAAGAUUAUCCCAAGUAACCCCCUCCCCCGUCCCUUCCACAGGGGCUUCUAACAAGGUGCUGGUCAUGAAGAAAACUAACAAUGUCAGGGCUUCAUUCAAACAAGCUCUGAUAAAUUAGAUGCUCUACAUAAUUGUAACAUUAACAAUAACAAUAAUAAUAAUAAUAAUAACAAUAAUAAUAAUAAUAAUAAUAAUAAUGAUACAAUGGUAACUGUAAGUUACAUUCUAUAAGCAUUGUUCAAGUAAGUGAAACUGGUGCUGUAUAAAGGUUGCAAAUGGAAGAAAAGAGGUUUGAAACUAAUCCUCGGUUUUAUCGUUCUUACAGGUGCUACAGUGAAACCUUACAAAAUACAAUAUUCAGAGACAUGAUCAAGUUUAUGACAGUGUUCCUACAAUUUGAAUGAAGAAAUAUUUCUGCUUCCCUGUGUACUUUAAUAUUCUUAGAAUAAAAAUAAUUAAAAACGAAAUUAUGAAACUAGAAAAAGAAAUCAAGAAAAUGUGACAUAAUCUUUUUCAAUAAUCGGCAAAAUGACAAUCAUUGGCAUUGCUCAGUUUUUUGUCUCAUCGUUGUAUGUCGCUUAAAUACAUGUACAAAAGAUUAUUGUUGUUCUAUACCAAAUAUGAAUUCUACAAGAUACUAUUAUAGCAUCUAUGAAUAUAAAUAUUCUUGAAAGUUCUCUCGUUCAAAUCGUUACGAUUUUACUUUCACUCUGCUUCACAAAAUAAUCAUUGUUUCUUUAUAAACUUACCUGUGAUUUUUUAAUUGCUCUUCCCUGGCAAGCCUGAUUUAAAAUCUUGCGGGCUUGUUUGAGCUCAAAUAAGAUAUUCGGUCCGUUGUAUCUACUAUUUGGAUUCAUUGCCCACUUGGACUUGAUGUCUCACUCGCAGGAGCUCGAGAACUUAAUACUAAAACAGCAGAAAAACGAUGAUGAUGAUGAUGAUGAUAAUGGUGAUGAUGAUGAUGAUGAUGAUGAUGAUGAUGAUGAUGAUGAUGAUGAUGGUGAUGAUGAUGAUGAUGAUAAUGGUGAUGAUGGUGAUGAUGAUAAUGGUGAUGAUAAUGGUGGUGGUGACAACUAUUAUUAUUCUGAUGGUGAUGAUGAUGAUGAUGAUGUUGAAAAUAUUGAUUUUAAUAUGAUGGUGAUGACGAAGAUUAUGCUGAUGCUUGCAUCAAGCUGAUCUGAUGGUGGUCUGCAGGUGGUACAGGCAUUGAUGAUGAUGAUGAUGGUGAUGAUGACCAUGAUGAUGAUGAUGAAAAUACUAGUAACUGAUGAUGGUUUUAAGACGGAAUCCAUCAGGAAAUUCAGUAAUUUCAAUUUUCAGUGGACAAAAACCGUGUACCAGAAUAAUUUAAACAAUAUCGCAUUCUUUUUUACAUUUUUCAAGGACUAUAGAUAUAAUUAGUUAUCUGUAAUAAUGCAAAGACUAUUUCUCAUGGGAGCCCGAGGGAAAAAAAGGCAAAUUUCACAAUAAUUGUGAAAACACAGGUAAAAUUCUGUAAGUUUCAUGUGUAAGGUUAGAUUUUGUGAAAUUUGACGUGUAUUUUCUCAGGCUCUCGUGAGAAAUUUUUUUUGGUGUUAUUACAGAUAAGUAAUAUUACAUCUCUUGCCCUUGAAAAAUGUAUAAAAGAAUGCGAUAUUACUUAGAAUAAUUCUGGUUAAAGGUUUUUGUCCACUGAAAAUAAUAAUUACUUAAUUUCCUGAUGGAUUCUGUCUGAAUGUUGUUGGUCCAUAAUGAUGAUGAUGAUGAUGAUGACUACUUAUUGUUUUGUAGGAUGACCAGACUGUGCUAGCAGAAGAUCUUAGACUUUGUAAAGUGAGACCUACUGAUGAAGCAAUAGAAAGAAGAUUUCUCUUUGAAGUUAUUUCACCAACAAAGUUAGUACCACUAGGCCAAACAAAUGGUGGUACUUGGCCUGUAGGCUCAGUGGAAAAUAUAUCUGCGUAAAAAUGUUUUUUAAGGCUCUGUAAUGUAAUUUGUUAAGCCAUGGAAUAACUUAAGAGAUCUCAAGAAUUUGCUUGAAUGUGUAUAUACAUCCGUGUUAUAUUUGGAAAUUGAAAAUGUUAACUUUUGAGGAGAGCAAAAACUUGAGUACCAGGAGAAAAAAAUCUUGUACCAAGAAAGAGAACAUACAUAUAAACUAACUGGGUUUCAGCCUCAACCAUCAAGUCAUACGGUUAGCCAUACUUGUGCUCUGUAGGACUCUUGGAUACCCUUAGAUAAAACUGGUUUGUAUUUUCUCAUCUUAUUUUAGGACAUGGAUCCUCCAAGCAGACAGUGACUCUUUAAGGGCUGAGUGGAUGGAAGCUAUGCAGGUUAGUGUAAUGCUAUGACCAGGGCCCAGUUGUUCGAAGGCUGAUUAGCGCUUAACCUUGGGUUAAAUUUAAGCCGGGUUUCUUUUUCUUGUGUUCAAAAGCAUUUUCUCGGAUAAUUUUCUCUGUUAUAUUUAGAGCUUUUAAUCAUCAACUUGUAGACAAAAAGAAUUAAAACUGAAAUGCUUUUUAAGCUUUCAAAUCUGAAUUCAAAUCUUACACUAACCUUGGGUUAUAUUAACCCAGCUUUGAACAACUCGGCCCAGUUGCAAAAGUACUUGAGUCACUGUCCGUAUUUUGGCUUAAGUGGCCUCUCCAUGAUCUUGUGCUUGUGACCGCCCUCCACCCCUUAAUAAAAGUUGCUAGCAAUACAAGGCCAUGCUCAAUACUUGGAGGAACAACUUAGAAUGGAAGGGAGGAAGGAGGUCAGUAUUAUAUCUCACAGACCUGUGUCUAGCAGAGAUUUGGAGCAAGAGAGGUUGUUUUUUCGUUGGAGUGUCUCAACAAUUUUGCAACUGGUUGUAGCUUUUCAGUUGAUCCACUUGAUAUUCUCAGUGGAAAAAAAUAUGGAUGGACUUCGUGCUUGUUUCUAGUACUGAAUGAAAAGUAAUGUGUACAUAUUUUUUUGUGAAUUUUACAGGCCAGUAUAGACAAGGCUUUCAACAGCACAACAACCGGAGAGGCAGACAGCAAUGAGGUAAUAUGAAAUUGUAACUGUCAGAUACCAGAGAAGUAUGGUCAGUGGUUACUUUCCUCUACUGUACAGUUUAAAAAUUGUGAAAUUACAUUACAGAUUAUAUGUUAAAAUUGAAAUUUAGGAAGUUUGUGAGUUUCAGUGACAAGAAAAACCAAUGAGCAAUUAAUUAUAGCACUGUUUGUUGCUGCACAAUGUCAUUAAUUUUUGCAUUUGUACUUUAGAAUGGAUGAAAUCCUUCAAGUCAAUAUAAUUAUAACCACGCAUUCAAAUUUAAUUUAAUAGCUGAUGUGCCUAUAGUUUGAUUUAGUGUGACGCUGUUGGAUGUAAAUGAUUGUUUUUAUUUCUUAAUUAUUGUCUUCAAAACAAUUCACUUCACCUCAUCUCACCUCUGCACACUCUACUGUUAAGUUAAGCAUGAAAGCAUUCACACUUCUCCAACAACUUUAAUGCCAAAUCCUUUGCAAAAGUUCUUACCUAAUCUCAUGUUGCCCAUCCCACCUCUGUUCUCUCCUUUUCUACCCUCCUGUGCCCAAUUUUUCUCUUUCCAUGACGGGUCUAAGACAGUGCUGUGAAACGUUGAUGUCCUGUUUGCGUACACAGCGCAUGUCCAAGCCACCUCCAUUAUCUCCUCUUCAUUUCAAUACCUUUCCUUUCAAAAAUAAUGCUCUGGGAAUAAUUAUGUGGAAGUAAAAAGUAAAAAAAGAGUGAUUUUUUACUCGUGUUUGUAUGUCAUGUUUUUUUGCUCGUUGUUUUUAGACUGACUCUCUUGGCUCGGGGAUUAAGAGCAAAAGUGUGGAGUCUUUAGACAAAAUUGUUGGACCAAAGAGGUAAAUAAUUUAUUGUUGUAGUAAUAUUUAAUAACAGUAAUACCGACAUGUGCCUUGGUGCAGCAAGUCUAAACAAAAAUUAAUUUGAUUUUUUUUACAGCAUUCUGGAGCAAAUCAGGGCAGUUACUGGAAAUGACAAGUGUGCUGAUUGUGGAAGUUCAGGUAAGAGAAGAACAUUAAUUAUAUGUCAGAGGUGUAAAAUCAUUAAUUUUCAGCAAAGCUCUCUCACUAUAUGUGGUCCUAUGUUGAGCAUCUUCAACAACAUCAUAAAUCUUAAAGUCAGUGUACUAGGAAAUGUUCAAACCAUUUACAAAACUAGGAGUAAUCGGUAUGAUAAUAGAAAAAAAUUACAGUAAUGUGCUUCAAAAUUAACUUUAAUUUUUAUUUUUGAUAGCUAGCUUCUCUUUGUCUUACCCUGCAGAUCCAACCUGGGCAAGUACCAACUGGGGAGUUGUGCUGUGUAUAGAGUGUUCAGGGAUUCAUAGGUGCAGUAUAGUAUCACAGACUGUCCAACCAUCCUGAUCUCAUUAGGAUUGCCCCAAUUUUGCUUGAAAAUCCAAAAUCGCGACCAACAUGCCAUCCUGAUUUUGACAUAUGUUGUUUUGAAAUGAAUUCUUAUGAUACUUUUACAAGAACACCUAACACUGAGAGUUUAUACAGAAAUUGUCCUCUUCGAACACUAGAAAUGGCCUUUCAGAGCAAGAUUCCAACACUUUCCACGGGAGCAUGCUCCCAGACCAACAUUCACACCCUCGGCACUCACGUGAUUCGUCAGUGAUAUAAUAUGUAGAUUUUACGUACUCAAAAGGUUGGACAGUCUGGUGUCACCAUUUAUGAUUGUUGUCAUUAAUUUUACUGACUUUUCUUGACUUCUGUUUUUUUCUAGGAGCCUGGGUGUCCAUGUGUCAAAGGUGCGGUCCCUAACGCUUGAUGCAUGGGAACCAGAGCAGAUUAAGGUUAAUAAUUCACACUUGUUUUAAUCUGUUUUUAAUUAAUAAUAAUGAACUAUUAUUAAUGAAAUAAUGAUUAUAAAAUUAUUACUUCAGAGUAUGUACUCAAGUUAGGAUUGCCAAUGCCAAAGCUCAGAAACGCUUUGAAGGUUUUACAUUUUCUACCAUUUAUUUUGGUGCCCAUUUCAAGAGAUGGUCAAGUCUUAGGUGCAGCUUAGCUUAUUGCAUGUGCGAAUUUAUGUAAAUUUUAUGAAUUUAUUCUACUUUGUUCUGUUUUGAGAAAUUUUUCUGAUUACUUAGUUAAAAACAUAUCGUGCAAUAUCCAAGUUUCUGCUAGCAUGAGCACUUUUUGAAGUACUUAGUGAACAUGAGAACUAGUUGACAUUGCAGUCAUAUAUAUGUAAUAAUAAUACUCACUUCAUGCAAAAACAUCCCCUGACCCUCUGAUUUCUUUUUGAAGGAGUUGUUUUUUGCAUUGAGCCCUCCCUUUUUGCAUUUUGUUGCUUACGAUAAUGUGAGCGCUUUUGAACUGCGGAAAUAAAAUUAAUAUCUUUAUUUUUUUGCAUUUUUUAAAAUAAUUUUGCUGUUAUCUUUGAUCUUUUAUAGCUAAUGACUGAGCUGGGGAAUGAGUUGGUCAAUGGAAUCCUUGAAGCAAAAGUUGAUGCUAUGAGUACAAAGAAACCUACUCCACAAAGCAGCAGGUACAUUGUACUGAUUCUGAUGGUUCUCUGUUUGUUUGUUUUGUGCUGUGUUACAUUUUCAUGCGAUGUCAUCCUCUAGGGGUGGAGUGGGUUAGGGUGGUACUUGACCCAUAGGCUUAGCAGUUAGCAUCAUACACACCUGACACUGUCAAACCCUGACUCUGUUAAGUUCAUAACAAUUUUAUGCAUAAAUUUUGCAGUUUACUUAAAAUUACCCAGUAGCACCCUUUUUACAAGUUACUUUGCUGAGUAUUUGGUGAUCUUUGGUUGACAGAGUGGUAUAUUUUGUCUCUGGCUCACAAUCCUCAGUGGCUUACAGUUUGUAACUACAAUCUGUCGAACACUAAUUUUUGUAGGAAACUUUAAAUCAAAAUAAUAUUAAUAUAUUUUUAAUAAUGUAUUGGGCAUUGUGUACUGUUUCAGAGGUGAACGUGAAGCUUGGAUCAAAGGAAAAUAUUCACAACAUAAGUUUGUAUCGCUGGAAAUCUUUCUUACAAAGUGCCAAAAAUUAGACAAAGGAAUGAUAAAAAACCUUGCCAGAAUGAAAGUUUACCAUGAGGAGAAGGGCAUUGAAAGAACUGACUCAAAGAAGAGUAAGAUUCUCCGAAGAAAGCUUGCUCUUAAAGGACAUAAGUCCAAGGCGGACAAGAGAAAGAGUGCUCCUCCAAGCCUGUUAUUAUCUGAUCUUACAACUAAAGACUAUGAGAACUUGGAGAAAAUGGCUUCUAGUUUACUUGAACAAAGCAAUGAUGAAGUUAGUAACUGUAGUAGUGACUCGCAUGAUGACGAAAGACUAGAAGUUGUCUCUCCUGACGACGCUAGCAGACCAAGAGCGUCCUCUGUCAGUGGUACAAGGUCUAUGUCCUUUGAAGAUGGUAGGGACAGAGGAGAUUCUGUUGACUCAAAUUUGAGUGAUGAUGGAUUGCUUGCUAGUGAUAAUAAUGAGCUUGAGGUGGCUGAUGAGGAGAAAAGUUUGAAGGAAGACAAGGUGAAAGCUAUAGCAGUGCUUAAAAGGAUCCACCCUAGUAGGGUAGGUAUAAAAGUGUUUAAAAAGUUCAUCAGUGUUGUUAUUUUAAGCUUCAUCACUAAAUCCACAAGUAUUCAAGAUAAAGCAAACUGUGACAGUGUUCUGAUUGGUUCGCAGAGUCGGAGAGAGGAGCCCAUCUUGUCUUUUUGCCAUUGCCCAUGGUGGCAUGUUGAUCUCACACUUGGUCAAUAAUGCAUCUGUAUUUGUACCCUCAUUAAGUAAAGUAGGUGGUGAGCAGCUAGCAUUAAACACUUCAAACUUCAGACCUGCAGGUGUGGGCUCUAACAUUGCACAUCCUGCAAGUAAAAGUCCUCAUUUUGGCCAGGCACUUGAUCUCAUGCUUGGUCAAUAAUGCAUCUGUAUUUGUACACUCAUAAAAAUUUAUAGCAGCAGUUAACUCUUCGAACUUCAGACCUGCAUUGUUUCCUUAGACAGAAACUUUGCUCCAGUUUCCUCUUAACCAAGGGUCAAAUUCAGUAGAUUUUAUUAUAGUGUUAUUUCUUUUGCUCUUAUUCACAGCUACUGUUUAAAGCUGCAGAGUGGAAAAGUCUGCCUCUGAUGGCAGCAUCCCUGGCUGAAGGUAAAACUUUGUUUUAAAACAGUUUGCUGGGAUUUAAUUACCAGUCAGCUCUUUUGGAUUAUGCACACCACGGUGAUACCAUCUUUAUGGGCAGGCCGGUAUAGAAUUUCACAUAUGUUACAUGUAGUAACAUAUGUUUCAUUUCAAAAGAUUGAGUUUGAUCGUCUGGGUGAACGUAGUCCUGAAUAGGACUGUUGUUGUUGACAGUGACUAACGUUUCGACAACCUGUGCGGUAGUCAUCUUCAGAGUCAAAGUGAGUUGUAUCACGUCAGUUGAUGGUAUUAUAUUCUGGUUAUUGUUCCUAUUUGUCAAUUAUGUCGCGAUGUUGGUCUUCUGUCAGUUAAGCCUUGAUGUUAUUGGCUAUGAAGACUCGUAAUCAGUGAUUGGUGCGUUUCGAUCCAUCUAUUGUCACAGUUAAACAGUCAUCUAUUGUUAGUCAAAUUGUCAGUUGUUCUCUCGUAGUUAGUUUUGUUUGAUACAACUCACUUUGACUCUGAAGAUGACUACCGCACAGGUUGUCGACACGUCAGUCACUGUCAACAACAACAGUCCUAUUCAGGACUACGUUCACCCGGACGAUCAAACUCAACCUUUUGAAAUGACUCCUGGGUUCAAACCUUUCACAGUUAUAUUUUUCAUUCUUGAUGGAAAGCCUUGAACAGGGUUUUUAAACGUUGUCACUGCAUCAUCUUGACUGUGUUGUAUCCUAACAAUUUUUUUCACAUAAAGGCAAUUAAUGCCGUACUACUGUACAUAAUAAUAUGUAAUUAUGUCUUUGCAAAUUGAAAUGAAUAAGGGUCUUGUACAUGUAAAAUGGUUUUUUGUCUUAAACAAGGUUGUGAAGUGAGUGGAUUUUGCCUUAAACAGGUUCAGGGUUUGAAGGUCUUGGCAGCACACCCCUACCCAAACCUUCCCCAUCUCCCUUCCCCCUCCCAUCACCAAAAGCAGACCCCCAUAAAUAGUGGAUACUGCCUCAGAAACUCUCAAACUCCUCCCCUCUCCCCUUGCCACCACCAUCCACCAGCCCUUUGAUUUUUAAUGACAAGAGCCUGUAUCAAGUAGCUGUUACAGGUCAAAUUUGAUUUCAGGUUAAUUUUGAUUCAACCUAGCUUGAUUUUUUUAACCUAGGUUAUUUAUAACGUACUGUUAUAUAGUCAUGCAGUAAGCCAUAUUACUGGUACAUUAUGUUGCGUUUACUUUGCAUUUUCAAUAUUCUUAUCAGGUGCAAAGGUUAACUGGGUAAAUGAAGACGAUGAAUGUAAAACAGCCCUACACCAGUCGAUCCUUGGGGUAAGAUUUUUGCUUGCUUUACAGGCUUCUCUCAUUUUUUAUUAGGAAGUGUAAAUUAAUAAUUGUAUGUACAGUCAAACUGGCUUUAUGGACACUCACUUGAUACAGAUACCUCAUUAUUACGGACAGUUUGCUGUGUCCCUGGGAAAGGAAAGUCCUUGCACUUUCUCUUAAUUCAACUUGCUUAAUACAUAUACCCCGUCUACAUGGCUACUUUUCAUGGCCCCUCAAUGUCACUAUAAGUGGGAUUUGCCUGUACUAAAUAAAAGAAAUAGAGUAACAGAAAGUAUAAUAUAUCCCGUCAAGCACUUGGGUAUUUAAAAUGUGAAAGCUUUAUUAAUUUACACUUUAUUCUUUUCACUGUAAGACGUACAUACUGAUGAAAAGUUUUAAUCUUGUCAAUGAAAAUUUUAUGCUUAUAAUACCAUAACCAGUGCCGGAUCCAGACCUUGAGAAAAGGAGGACGGCCGGUCUCCAAAAAAAAAACAUUUUCGGCCCUUCGUGCCUCGGUUUGGUCUAAAAAUAAGGGAAGACCAGGUCCCUCCCCUGAUCCGCCACUGAUAACCUGCAAUCAGACAUUCUUUCGUGGGUUGAUAGCACAAAAGUUGCCUCAAAAAUGAAAAGGGAAGAAGGUCAGGACCCCCUGAUUGCAGGUUAAUGAUGAUACCACUCUUUACAGAUCAUUUACAGUCAAGGGAAGGGCUAGCUACUUGGCCCUUGUCAUCAGUGACUGUUUUCCUGGUGCAUGUUAUUUUAAAAGCUACUUUCAUUUCAGGGAUCAUUAUCAGCUUGCGAGUUUCUGUUACAAAAUGGAGCCAAGAUUAAUCAGAAGGACAAACGUGGAAGAGGUGCUCUGCAUCAUGCUGCUUUAUUGGGGCAAACAGGGUAAGCAGCUUAUUUGUAUUAUUAUUAAUUAGUGGACUAUCUGAUACAGUCAGGCGUCUGCUAGAAGGUAUCUGAGGGUGCAUUCCUUUAAGAUGAUCUGGAUCAGGAUCAUUGAUCAGAGAUCACUCAGAUUAUGGUUGAUCAAACGAACCCACAAAUCCACUCUGGACAUUAGGAUCCACCAGUUUCUUUUGAUCUACCAUGAUCCAAGUGAUCUCAGAUCACUGAUCCUGAUCCAGAUCAUCCCAAAGGAACGCUCCCUAAAAUCCAAUAAAAUCACAUUAAUAGAAACUUAAAAGUAUCGGUUUUGCAACAUCCACACUUAUGUAACACCACUAAUGUUAUAGACUUAUACAGUUGUAGUUGUCAAUUUAAUGAAGAGUGUGUCCAUGUUAACUCACUAAAAGAAAGCUCCCAACCUUUAAGAUUAAUUUUGAUAUACAAUUAAAACAUUUGUAUUCAUUUUAUUUUUCAGUCCCACACUUCUGUUUUUGAAGCGAGGAGGUAAUCAACAUGAUGUUGAUGAGAAUGGAGAGGUAAAUAUGAGUGCUAUAAUGUUAAAUCAUGUUGUUAACUCAAACCCAAUCUUCAUUAUUUAUCUAAAAAAUUUACUUAAAAUUUAAUUGCCUUUUUUGCUAGGAUCCUCUAACUAUUGCUGUGAAGCAGAUGCAUGCAGAUAUAGUCACUCUGUAAGUACAAUAUUGUUUGGCUUCAUUUCUUGUAGAAGAGAAUCCCUUUGAAGAGGAAAAACCUACCGUAAUGCACGAGCAAAAUGACGAGUUUAUGUGACAACAUGACAAAUGUAGACUGUAGGACGAGAAAAUAACGUGGAUUUGUUUUAGUUAUUUGCUGUAUUAUUCUCGCUUAAAUCUAAGGUAAAUUGACUAAAAUCCAAAAAAAAGUGACUAAAAAAAUAAUGUCCAGACUGUGAUAUUCAUUGUUCAUGGGUAAAAGAUGCAUCCAGAAAUGACCAGUAUCUUACUUGUCGAACAUGUCAUUACAUAAUAAUAAUUUUUUUGUCACAUUAAAAUUCUCAUUUUUCCCGCACACUUGCUUGUUUUUGUCUAUAGAACGAUAGUUCCCAAAAAGUGACAGUGCACUGGAAAUCAUGAUGAAGCUAUUUAAAUAUUUAACAUUGAUUUUUGUAGUUAAGUAAACUCUUACCUAAACUGCUCAUAACUGAAAUAAUAUUAAUUUUAUUUUGUAGGUUAAGACUGGCAAGAUUGAAUGACGAAAUGAGAGAAAGUGAUGAGAUCAGUCGAGGUAAACUGUGUUAAAUAAUUUUUAUGCUUAUUUUUGUCAGUUCUAGAGAAAAAUAAAUGUCUUACUUGCAGUUUGACUGGCCCACAGAUGGGUUGUGCUGGUAAAAUUAAUGGUCUGUGAAAUAUGUGGAUCUUGCACUUUUAAGUUUAUUGAUUAUAAGUGAAACCCCAUAACUGAUAAAAUGAUCGAAAAGGUAUGCCUAUCAACCUACAAAGCAUUUUUGCCUUAUUGCGUGUGUGGCUGCAUGGUAUUUGUCUUCGUUUUUUAUCUAUUUGUGACCCGAAGUUUUGCCUUUAGGCUUGCUCAUGUUAAGGUUAUUUUUCAUGGAGAGUUGAAGUUGCAUUUGUGAUUUAUUGCAGGUGAUAAUACCUUCUUUGAUGUAUUCAGAGAUUUUUCAAACAUGGCCUCCAAGGAACCCGACAGGCUGAAAAGGAAGUUUGACUCAAAAGAUCCAAAUAGGCAGACACCAGUGUGAUUUGACAUGAUUAAAAUUUAGAUCAAAGAGGCGAGAUCUUGCCAUUUGGCAGUAUUACCAACACAUCAGGCACAUCAAUCUAGAUUCCAUGGGUUAAAAGUAAAGAAGUGCUUUUUAGUAGAGUUGAUGUUGACUGUUCUCAGUUAAGGAUUUGGUCCAGAGACUCAAACCUUAAAACCUACCUUGUGCAGUCAGUAAUAGACAGCACCACAGGAAAGUAGUCCUGCAUAGCAGCUUUCAUUGAAUGGUUACACUUUUACUAUUACACCCACAUACUUAAAUUAGUAAAAACCUCCAUUAUCCUAGUAAACGGUACCACAGGAAAGUACUGCCCCCCAGCAGUAAUUUGAAUGGUCAUUAGUUGUGCAAAGAAAUAAUCACUAUAAGAUGAUGAUGAUGAUGAUGAUGAUUAUUAUUAUAGGAAGGCAACAAAAUGCUUUCCAGCAAGUGAUGGUGAUGUUAUUAUUUUAACUUCAAAAGACUACAAACCCUAUUUAGUUGAACUAACUUUUAAUAAUAAUAAUGGUAUUUAAUAUGUUUGGGGUGCAGUGAUUUAUUAUGCAAAAAAGCCAACAGACAAAGCCGAAGCGUCGCUGGAUCUACUUUUUUUUAGUGAUUGAAAUAUUUAUUAUCAGCAAAUUAGAAUGGAACUCAGUCAUAAAUUGAAAAAAGGGCGUACUGUACAGUUUAACUCAUUUAAAUUAAAUUCUAUUUUGGACUGAUGAAUAUGAGUCAGUUUGAAUGAAUAAAAAUUAUUGUACAGGUUACUACUCUGUUUUACAGAAGAUAGCAGUUUUUUGUUAGGUUACGGUCAGUUUUCAUACAUUCAAUGAUAUUGUAUCAUCAGAGUACAGGUGUCAUUAAUAAAAUCUGAGACAUAGAGACCUUGAUCAAGUUUGAGGCUAUGCUGGAAAAAGUUUAAGUAAAAAGAAAAAAUUUCAGUAUCCAGGAAACUGACAAAAACAAAACAUAAAAGUUUGUCACAAAAUGGUUCCUAACCAAACAAUAAAUCAGGAAACAAAUUAAUGGCCCUUAACCAAAACAUAAAUCAGGAAACAAAUGGUUCCUUACUGAAACAUAAAUCUGAAAACAGAACAAUAAAUAGACCACAAGUUGGUAUUUUACUGCAGAGCAACAAUAACAUUCAGAAAUUUCACGUCAUCUUCUUUCUAAAUAACAUAAGAGCACAAGGAUUCUGUGAAAGGAUGCUUCUGCAGUGAGACUUUAAAGUACAUGGAAGUAAAACAUGAAGUGCACAUGAUAGACUUGAGUAUUAAUAGAAGCUGCAAUAGAAGGCAGUAUCUGAAAUCAAAUUCCCAUCAUAAAGAGGACUUCACCUUGUUGUUAGCUUGUAAAUUUUUCAUUUGUUUAUCUUGUUAGAUUGUUUGUUAUUUUUUUAAUACUGUCUCUACAGUUAAUAGUUUUGUAAAAUUAAUUCCUGUUUUCUUUAAAAGUUUUUUCCUAUAAGUUUGCCUAGUCGCUGGGCCUUAUUAUUCCACAUUGCUAAUGCAUUUUGUGAAGGCCUGGGGAGAUGCUGUGAAGGAACUGGGAGAGUAUUAAUUAUGAUGUUUAACUUAUAAAAAAAAAUUAUUGUGAUCUAUUGAAAAUGAACAGAUGAGUAUACGGUUUGAAAGCUAGUCGAAAUCAAAUGUUUGAUAAGUCAGAACAAGAUUCUUCUGUUUGGCAUCGAAUUGAAAAACUAUCUAAGGAUAAUUAUAUGGCAGCUGUUAGAUUACAAGCCAGGGCUCAAAAUGAGGGUUGGUCAAUGGGCAAUAUCGGGCCAAAAACUUUAUUUGCUGUUCAUGUUGAUGAGUUACAUACACUCUCAUUAUUAAAUAAACGUCCAAAUCCUCACCUGUAGAUUUUACAUUUUCUCUUAGUAACAAUACAAUAAUGUUCACAAAUAGAAAAUUACACCAGGAUUAGUUAGCUUUUAUCCAAUACUGAUUUUGACUGGUCAGAAACGAGACUUGAUCGGACAAAUUUUUAAUUGGCUGUCAUCAUGUCCAGCCACCGUCCAAAAAUUAUUUUGAGCCCUGCAAGCUGUCCUUUGUUCAUAGAAUGAAUCAUCACUUGACAUUAGUAUGUAAAUUUUAAGUGAGGAAAUUUAUAUUGUUUUAGGAAACUUACUGUUAAAUGAAAGUUUUCUUGUACAGCACGAAAAGCUAUACACACUAGAAUAAUAAAAUUAUUAUUACUGUUAAAAGUAUCAAUAAUAAUGGUAUGUACAGAUAUGGAAUAAUUUGUUUUUUCAAAUAAAAGCUGCC